GCCAUGCGUGUGCGAAAAGCAGCGAAAAAUUCACUCACCGCUUUGUUUUUACACACUUCCUACAUACCACCCCACCUAUCUAUAUUUACCUUCUACAUUCCCUACCAAAGAUACUCCCCAUCAUGUCGUCAUUGUCGUCGUUUUGCCGUCGUCAUUGUCGGCCUCACAGCGCUGCUAACCGCACCUACGUUUUCCCUUGCUGAUGCUCUCUAUCUCUGUAUCUAUCUCGAUCUAUCACCCUCCCUACCGCUUUCCUUGUUUGUGUUUUUCAUAAGUGUAUCUCUACAUAAGCAAGCGUGCGCUGCUAGAUAGAAUUGAGAUGUCAACACCUACGACUGCUG
Molecule: messenger RNA, 341 nt
Organism: Aplosporella prunicola CBS 121167
Lineage: Eukaryota; Fungi; Ascomycota; Dothideomycetes; Botryosphaeriales; Aplosporellaceae
Exons: 1
Source: RefSeq, a predicted model, not a curated record